Penicillium lagena is the source of this 612-nucleotide messenger RNA. RefSeq names its product cupin domain-containing protein. The record is from RefSeq and is a predicted model, not a curated record. Lineage: Eukaryota; Fungi; Ascomycota; Eurotiomycetes; Eurotiales; Aspergillaceae. The coding region runs from base 1 to 612 and encodes 203 amino acids. The transcript has a single exon.
AUGUCGGUCGGAAAAAGACAGCCCGAAGCUCUCCGUCGGGUCAUCACAACUCAUGAUCCUACAAGUGGCCAAGCUAUCUUUAGCAACGCGGUUAAGGAACAGGUAUCAUUUACUGGGUUCCCAGUUCCCCCUGGCAAACCCACAACGUCAGACUAUGCUCUGGCCUAUAAUACAAGUACUUUUCCCGUGAAAGGGCUUUCCCCUCCAAGUUCUGCAACACCAGAGCCAAAGGCCAAUCUCGACAUCAAGCACUAUCACUCCCAGCUCUCGGAUCCAUCGCCUUUGAAUCCGCCAAACGGCACCUCCUGCACAAUCAUCGAGGUUCCUGCGGGUUCAGCUGUCCCGAUGCACCGAACAGCGACCCUCGAUUAUGGUGUCGUAAUUGAUGGCACUACAGAACUAGUCCUUGAUUCUGGUGAGAAAACAGUACUAAAAAAGGGUGAUGUAUUUGUUCAACGAGGUACAGCUCAUGCUUGGCGGAAUAUUACUGAAAAGAAAGACAAUUCUGGUGUUUUACGUGUCUUCUUCGUGUUUCAACCCAUCGAACAGGUAAAACUGGAAGGCGGAAAAGUCAUCGGCCAGGACUUGAAUCUGUCUCUGCAUGAGGCUUGA